This is a messenger RNA of Phlebotomus argentipes, 1467 nucleotides long. RefSeq lists its product as uncharacterized. Gene Ontology annotation, cellular component: nucleus; mitochondrial inner membrane. Gene Ontology annotation, molecular function: RNA endonuclease activity; nucleic acid binding; single-stranded DNA endonuclease activity. Bases 248 to 1423 code for a protein of 391 amino acids. The record is from RefSeq and is a predicted model, not a curated record. The transcript is spliced from 5 exons. Gene Ontology annotation, biological process: apoptotic DNA fragmentation. NCBI's taxonomy places the organism in Eukaryota, Metazoa, Arthropoda, Insecta, Diptera, Psychodidae.
CGGAAACGGCACUCGAUAGAAGUAUGUUCAGUGAGUGUAAAACUUUAUCAGAGCAACAAUGAUUUUGCCACUCAAUCAACCCACCAGAAAAGCGACUGCUGAUCACGCCUGGACAGAGAUUCCAGCAACCACUUCAUCUUAUCACAUCACGAUGUGAUAGUGUCUGGAGAUAAAAUGUUCUGUGAAGCGGUAUAAAAAGAGAUUCGCGAUGUGAGAUCCACAUUUGGAACCGUGAAAAGUGUCUGAAAUGAUCUUGAAAGUGAUUUUAGUGUGUGCAGGAGUUCUUCAUCUUGUCGCCAGUCAAUGCUCGGUGAACAUAAGGAAUGAUAUUCCUGUGAGGGAUCCUGUGUACUUGAAUCAGCAAGGACAGCUGUGGUCUCCCAACGGAGCAGCUCUCACUUGGAAUUCCGGACAACCAUCUUUCGUCUCGUGCACAGGAAGUGGAAACACCCUCACGUUCAACGGUCAAAGGACGAGCUCAAAGACAUGCAUUUCUGGGACGAAUUUCAACGUUGGCGGUUCAACGGCCAGUUCCAGUCAAUUGGCUUGCGCCAACACGAUCACAGGAGACAUCACGAACACUGGAUCGAAUUGUGGCAAUGAUGGCACAAUCCUAAACAUUGGCUUCAACACUUUCGACACACCAGGAUUUGUUACUUACAUCCAAUCAUGCUACUCACUCUCCACCGGCUCCGUUCGCUACACUCGACACGUGCUUCCCGGCAGAGCGAUCAAUUUUGCCGUGAUUGAGUCCAGCAGACCGAGUUUCAAGACUGCCGGAACGGCUCCACACGUGAGUCCGGCCACUUCUUACACGCAAGCUUCGCAGAAGACGCGCCUCACGCAACUUCUGGGCUCUCAAGCGCAGGCAGAGAUCUUCCUAUCCAGCUCUUCCUACAUGUCCCGCGGCCACUUGGCUCCUGACGGCGAUGGUAUCUUCAGAAGCUGGCAAUUCACGACUUACUUCUACACGAACGUUGCGCCACAAUGGCAGCAGACGAACGGAGGCAAUUGGCUGAGGGUGGAGAACGCAGCUCGUACCAAAGCGCAUAAUAUGCAGCAAGACCUCCUGAUUUUCACGGGAACAUUCGAUAUACUCACCCUGCCGCACGUCAAUGGCCAGCAGAUCCCGCUGACCCUCGAGUCGGGUGGCAUCGAAGUGCCGAAGUGGUUCUGGAAGAUCAUCAAGUCAACGACCAACAACGCUGCAAUUGCUCUGAUCACGCUCAACAAUCCCUUCGCCACGAGCAUCUCGGCCAACGAGCUCCUCUGCACGGACAUAUGCUCGUCCUCCGGAUGGGCGGACAGCUACUUCAGCAACUUCGCCCGCGGCUACACGUACUGCUGCAACGUCAUGGCGCUCAUGAGUCGCAUCCCGUGGAUCCCCAGCGAGGCUUCUGCCAACAACAUCCUCAACUGGUGAGUCCAAAAUCCCUUCGGUCGCUCGCACGGACAAACACUGUUGCA